Molecule: messenger RNA, 805 nt
Organism: Tyto alba (common barn owl)
Lineage: Eukaryota; Metazoa; Chordata; Aves; Strigiformes; Tytonidae
Product: baculoviral IAP repeat-containing protein 5.1-like
Exons: 4
Coding region: 104-667 (187 amino acids)
Source: RefSeq, a predicted model, not a curated record
ACUUACCCUGCUUUACAGGUGCAAUGUGUCACCAAUUAGUAUAAUGCCUUAAAUUUGAGAGCAGGAAGGAGGCUCUGGGCUACCCUAAUUGCAAGCUUUAAAGAUGGAGAAGCUCUUGAAAGAGCUUGGUUCAGCUUCCAAGUUCUUGAAUGAUUUUAAGGAUAUGUAUGUAUAUGAGAAUCGUCUAAAAACCUUCACAAACUGGCCCUUUGUAGAGAACUGCAAGUGCACUCCAGAGAAUAUGGCAAAGGCGGGUUUUGUCCACUGUCCAAGUGCAGAUGAACCUGAUGUGGCAAAAUGUUUCUUUUGCUUGAUAGAACUGGAGGGCUGGGAACCAAAUGAUGACCCAUGGGAGGAACACACUAAACGUAGCAGCUGUGGCUUUUUAUCCCUUACAAAGCCCUUUGAUGACCUGACAGUGGAGGAGUACUGCAUGCUGGAGAAGACAAGAGUGAGAACCUUCCUUUGCAAAACUGGCAGAAGCAUCAUAAACUCUUUUGAAGAAGAAGUCGCUGCAACUAGGCAGCGUCUUGUGGAUAACUUUGUCUCCAAGCAUCAGUAUACACCACCACCACCACCAGUGCCUCUCCAUGCUGGUCCAUCUGCCCAACAUUCUGAAAGCUCAUCCUGCCAGUCAAAAAAAGAAUCCAUGAGAAGUAAAGUGUAAAGUCUGACUCUGAAAGUUUCUCUUCUUGAUAUGGUACAAAUAUGUGUAUUUUUAUCUGACUACUAAUAUACACCUAAACGGUUGUGUGAGGAAUUGUAGAGAAUUCCCUUAUGAGCCUCUCUGGAACAGAGAUCAUAA